Leptinotarsa decemlineata (Colorado potato beetle) is the source of this 625-nucleotide messenger RNA. RefSeq names its product unconventional myosin 81F (gene Myo81F). The record is from RefSeq and is a predicted model, not a curated record. Gene Ontology annotation, molecular function: ATP binding; protein binding; cytoskeletal motor activity. Gene Ontology annotation, biological process: signal transduction. Gene Ontology annotation, cellular component: myosin complex; cytoskeleton. Lineage: Eukaryota; Metazoa; Arthropoda; Insecta; Coleoptera; Chrysomelidae.
GAUGCCCGAAGAUGGAGUACCUGAUAUGACAAGACUCACUAUUCUAGAUGAAGAACUCAUUAACAGAAAUCUCAGAGUGAGAUAUGAACAUGACAAAAUAUACACGUAUACCGGCACAAUUCUUGUAGCAGUUAACCCUUACAAGGACAUUGACAUCUACACUCAAAAAUACGUCAACAAAUAUCGAGGUAGGAAACUUCGAGGCCUCGAACCUCAUGUAUUUGCACUAGCUGAAGCGGCUUAUACCUCACUUCAAGCUGACAUUCCUGGAAAAGAAUGCAACAACCAGAGCCUUGUCAUAAGUGGAGAAAGUGGUGCUGGAAAAACUGAAACCACCAGAUUCAUCUUACAAUAUCUUUGUUCAGUAACGAGUGGUGUAUCGACUUGGGUGGAACAGCAAAUAUUAGAGGCCAAUACUAUUUUGGAAGCUUUUGGUAAUGCAAAAACGGUCAGGAAUGAUAACUCCAGUAGAUUUGGAAAAUUUAUGCAAGUGUGUUUUGAUUCAAGAUGGAUGAUUGCAGGAUGUAUCAUUCAAGACUAUUUAUUGGAACAAUCUAGGAUUACAUUUCAAGGAACAGGAGAGAGAAAUUAUCAUGUUUUUUAUCAGUUGGUUGAGGAAGCAAAA